This is a messenger RNA of Sinocyclocheilus rhinocerous, 1926 nucleotides long. Its product is annotated as GTP-binding protein RAD-like. Gene Ontology annotation, biological process: negative regulation of high voltage-gated calcium channel activity. Gene Ontology annotation, cellular component: plasma membrane. Bases 473 to 1384 code for a protein of 303 amino acids. The transcript is spliced from 5 exons. NCBI's taxonomy places the organism in Eukaryota, Metazoa, Chordata, Actinopteri, Cypriniformes, Cyprinidae. Gene Ontology annotation, molecular function: GTPase activity; calcium channel regulator activity; GTP binding. The record is from RefSeq and is a predicted model, not a curated record.
AAAAAAAAAAAAAAAAAAAAAAAAAAUAUAUAUAUAUAUAUAGCCUACACUGAUUUCUUUUCAUGAAGCAUUUUUAUGUUCGGACUAUACGCCUUUGCUUUACCUAUACAGUGAGGAAGCCAUUUCAUGGCUGAAGUAAAAGCGGAACAUGAAUCAGCCCAUCGUCUAUGCAUUACACGCGCAGGGGAGGGAAGACCCUCUCUGUCGGACGCCCUCGCAGAAUGGUGAAUCACACGCGCUGGAUUCCGCCCCUCCCUCAAAAUGAUGUUACUACUACAAGAAAGACUCGUGAUUCUCCGAGGCAAGCCCUCCCUCGGGCUGACGUCAGCCACUCGCAUAAAUAAGGGAUCCGUCUCAUCACCGAUCAUAAGCGAAACCCUCAGCGGAAGAAUAACGGCGUUAAACGGAAUAACUGGAAUUUUGACAUUAAACGGAAGACGUUGUAGACGCAAUCACAUACAGGUUUGGAGUCAUGACCUUAAACAAAGGAGACAAGUUGAGGAACAUGGACAAGAGGAGAGGUAGCAUGCCGUUUCCCCUUCACCUGCAGAACUUGCACAGAAGGAGCAUGCCGGUGGACGACCGAGAGCUGCGCUCGACGACCGAGGCUCAGCCAACCGAGCUGUCCAGCCUCAUGCGCUUCAGUCCGGCAGAGGAGCACAGGAACAGCUGCAUGUCCGACUCCUCCGACUCGGUCAUCUCGUCCGGCAGCGACUCAGACGCCCAGGUCUACAAGGUGGUCCUCCUGGGCGAGCACGGCGUUGGGAAGUCGAGUUUGGCGAGAAUAUUUGGAGGAGUUGAAGACAGUAACGACUGCGAGGAAACAGGAAACACAUAUGACAGAUCCCUCCUGGUCGAUGAUGAGGAGACGUCAAUCCUUCUCUAUGACAUAUGGGAGCAGGACAACAGCCAGUGGCUGAAAGAUCAGUGCAUGCGUAUGGGAGACGCCUAUAUCAUCGUGUACUCUGUGACAGACAAGUCCAGCUUUGAGAAAGCUUCAGAGCUACGAAUCCAGCUGCGCAGAGCUCGGCAGUCGGAAAACAUCCCCAUCAUCCUGGUGGGAAACAAGAGUGACUUGGUGCGGUCCCGAGAAGUUUCUGUGGAUGAGGGCAGUGCCUGUGCCGUUGUGUUUGACUGCAAGUUCAUUGAGACUUCAGCCUCGCUACAUCACAAUGUGCGCGACCUCUUCGAGGGCAUCGUCCGGCAAAUUCGCCUGCGCAAGGACAGCAAGGAAGAAAACGCCCGCCGGAUGGCCAACUGCAAGCGCCGCGAGAGCAUCAGCAAAAAGGCCAAACGUUUCCUGGGCCGUAUGGUGGCCCGGAAGAACAAGAAGAUGGCCUUCAGACAGAAGUCCAAAUCCUGUCACGACCUGUCAGUGCUAUGAAAAACUGGACUAAUUUGCCCUCUGAUACCCACGACCAGAAGCUGUGUGUUUUUCAUGCUAAUAUGAGGACUGUCUAGCUGUACAGACAAAAAUGAACUUGUUUUGUAAACUGAGAAGAGAUUCUAUUUGAAACAAAACUGACAAAAUCAUGUUGAUUAUGUUGACUGGCAUGAGGCUUUUUAUUGUUAUGUUACAUUAUUCUGUGUUUUGCUGCCUUAAUAUGUAGAGUUGUCAAAUUCUGCGCAUGUAAAUAGGAGGUAAAUGCACAGAUCACAAUGUUCCCUUUGGAGAGCUAUGGGGUGUGUUUGCACAAAGGCAAAAGAAAUAGGUUAUUUUCCUUAUGUGGACUAUAGCUGUAUCAGACGUCUAAGGGAUGAGCACAAGUCAUUUUUUUGUUGCUAUUACAUAUGGAAUCAAAUGUUAGUACUUGAAACUGAGUGCGCAGGUUCGUAACUCAGCCAAGACACUGAACUAUAGGUUUGGGUUUUUGGGGGGGCCGGGUGGGGUAGGGCAAGAGGCAAUAUAAAUAGGAUGUUUCAGUA